Molecule: messenger RNA, 1773 nt
Organism: Gavia stellata (red-throated loon)
Lineage: Eukaryota; Metazoa; Chordata; Aves; Gaviiformes; Gaviidae
Gene: MTF2
Product: metal response element binding transcription factor 2
Exons: 12
Coding region: 21-1502 (493 amino acids)
Biological process (GO): regulation of DNA-templated transcription; chromatin organization
Cellular component (GO): nucleus
Molecular function (GO): chromatin binding; DNA binding
Source: RefSeq, a predicted model, not a curated record
GAGCCACUGAAAGUGGGGAGAUGGUCUGUACAAUAUGUCAGGAAGAGUAUUCAGAAGCACCGAAUGAAAUGGUUAUAUGUGAUAAAUGUGGGCAAGGUUAUCAUCAGCUGUGUCACACACCAAAUAUUGAUUCCAGCGUGAUUGAUUCAGAUGAUAAAUGGCUCUGUCGACAGUGCGUUUUUGCAACAACAACAAAGAGGGGUGGUGCGCUUAAGAAAGGACCAAAUGCCAAAGCACUGCAAGUCAUGAAACAAACAUUACCAUAUAAUGCAACAGACCUUGAGUGGGAUGCAGGUCAUAAGACCAAUGUCCAGCAGUGUUACUGCUAUUGUGGAGGACCUGGAGAUUGGUAUCUAAAGAUGUUGCAGUGCUGCAAAUGUAAGCAGUGGUUUCAUGAGGCUUGCGUGCAGUGCCUCCAAAAGCCAAUGCUUUUUGGUGACAGGUUUUAUACGUUCAUUUGCUCAGUUUGCAGUUCUGGACCAGAAUACCUCAAACGUUUACCCUUGAGAUGGGUAGAUAUAGCACAUCUAUGCCUUUACAACCUAAGUGUUAUUCAUAAGAAGAAAUACUUUGAUUCAGAGCUUGAACUCAUGGCCUACAUUAAUGAAAACUGGGAUAGAUUACAUCCUGGUGAGCUGGCAGAUACACCAAAAUCUGAAAGAUAUGAGCAUGUACUGGAGGCAUUAAAUGAUUACAAGACCAUGUUUAUGUCUGGAAAAGAAAUAAAGAAAAAGAAGCAUUUGUUUGGCUUGAGAAUUCGUGUUCCUCCUGUGCCACCAAAUGCUGCUUUAAAGGCUGAGAAAGAACCAGAAGGAACUUCUCAUGAGUUCAAAAUUAAAGGCAGAAAAUCAUCUAAACCAAUCCCUGAUGUGAGGGAAUUAAGUAAUGGUAUAGAAAGAAAGGGAAAAAAAAAAUCAGUAGGUCGUCCACCUGGUCCCUAUACAAGAAAAAUGAUUCACAAAACUCCAGAGUCGUCUCCUCUGGAUAAUGAACCAGUUCCAGUGAUAGAGAACCCAGCCUUGGAAUUACCCUGCACUGUUGGGAAAUCUGAUGGAACUGCACAUUCAUCCAAUACCUCAGAUGUGGAAUCUACAGGUGCUGCCAGUAUGAAAGAAACUACCUCAUCUAGCAUUUCCAGACAUUAUAGCUUAUCUGACUCGAGAAAAAGGACUCGUACAGGAAGAACUUGGCCUGCUGCAAUACCACAUUUGAGAAGAAGAGGUCGCUUUCCACGAAAAGCACUCCAGACUCAAAAUUCAGAAAUUGUAAAAGAUGAUGAGAGCAAGGAAGAUUACCAGUAUGAUGAACUCAAUACAGAAAUACUUAACAACUUAGCAGAUCAGGAGUUACAGCUCAAUCAUCUAAAGAACUCAAUUACUAGUUAUUUUGGUGCAGCAGGUAGAAUAGCUUGUGGGGAAAAAUACCGUGUUUUGGCUCGUCGGGUGACACUUGAUGGAAAGGUGCAGUAUCUUGUGGAGUGGGAAGGAGCAACUGCAUCCUGACUGUAGGACUGAACAUUAUGUUCACUGCACUGUCAUCUGUAAGUACAGUUCAUAAUGCAGAGCCACAAGAGAAACGUGUCUUUAAAUAUGUUUCUAAAAACAAAACCGGUUUAGCCUUAACAUGUGACUGUUAUCAUUACAGCUCUUGUGAUAAAGACUUAUCUUUUAAAAUCUGAUCUGAAACUUAAAUUUUUUAAUCUGAACAUUGUUAGAUUGUUUUAGGUUGGGAUAUUUUGGGUUACAAUUGCUUAAACUUGUGCAUGGUGUUUUA